GACCUAGAUACUCACGCAAGCGCCCUCAGUGCUUCGUCAAGUAUACAGAUUUGUGAGAAAAGUAAAUUUGUUAGUUAAACAUAAACAACUUAAACUGUACAGUUCAGUCGUUAUUUAUUAUUAUAUGCCAAUUACCAACUCUUGUUAUGAGGAUAGGGUUACAACCAACUAACAGGGAGACUUGAAUUAAGCUAGAUUUAUAAGUCAAUAAGAUUCUGUAAAUGUGAUAAGCAUAGAACAUAAAUUGUAUAUUGAUUUUCAUCUUCAGACGACAAAAGUUAAGCCUAACUUUUCCCAUUAUACCUACCUUACCCUUAAAAAGUUGGCGUUUAAAUUCAAAGUACGUUUGUCACAUUAUUUAAACUUACAGCUGAAAUUAAGAUUGGAGAAUUCAGUCCCCAUUAGUACUUGAUUGAAAAUUUUGCUAGUUAGCGAUAUUGAUACAGUUAACUUAAUUGCAAUGCUUUCUAGUUUAGUCAAAGACCAUCAGCAACGUCAACAAGUUCGCAGAGAAGAGCAAGAAAAAAAAAGAAAAGAUGCAAUAAUUGCAGCAAAUAAUUUGACAUCAGCUUUGGUGGAUCAUCUUAAUGUUGGAGUUGCUCAAGCUUAUUUAAACCAGAAACGAUUGGAUGCCGAAGCAAAACAACUUCACAUGAAUGCAACUCAGUUUGCUAAACAGACAACACAGUGGCUUCAACUUGUAGAUAAUUUUAAUCAGUCCUUAAAGGAACUAGGUGAUGUGGAGAACUGGGCCAAAAGCAUGGAGGCCGAUAUGAGGACAAUUUCUAGUGCUCUAGAAUAUGCUUACAAAGUUGGCCAGGAAGGAUCAUAAGAAGUAUCCAUGGGAACUGGCUUAUUAGAUACCCAGAAGCUUAUGAACAUUAAUGUCUAAAAACAGUUUGUAAAAUAAUCAUUGUUUAAGCUUCAUCUGUAAUGAUACAAUGACAUCGUACAAAUAUUUUUAUUUCUUUGAAAAGUCAAAGAAAUAUUUUGAUUGGUCAAAAAAAUUAAUUUACACCUAACUUUUCUUUGCGAUGAGAUAUGUUCAUGCAUUCAAGAAUGUUCAAAAGACAGUAAAUAUUAUUUGGAGAUUGAUUUGAGAUUAAUUGUAGAUUUAUGAUUUUUGUGUUUGUAAAAUACUUUUUAGGGUAAUUAAAAAGUAAAUAUGAA
Messenger RNA from Limulus polyphemus (Atlantic horseshoe crab), 1170 nucleotides. RefSeq names its product biogenesis of lysosome-related organelles complex 1 subunit 1-like (gene Blos1). Gene Ontology annotation, cellular component: BLOC-1 complex. Gene Ontology annotation, biological process: endosomal transport. Lineage: Eukaryota; Metazoa; Arthropoda; Merostomata; Xiphosura; Limulidae. The transcript has 5 exons. Bases 461 to 832 code for a protein of 123 amino acids. The record is from RefSeq and is a predicted model, not a curated record.